Messenger RNA from Planococcus citri (citrus mealybug), 3322 nucleotides. RefSeq names its product cytokine receptor-like. The record is from RefSeq and is a predicted model, not a curated record. Gene Ontology annotation, molecular function: protein binding. Bases 231 to 2351 code for a protein of 706 amino acids. The transcript is spliced from 2 exons. NCBI's taxonomy places the organism in Eukaryota, Metazoa, Arthropoda, Insecta, Hemiptera, Pseudococcidae.
CAAAUUCUUUUAGACAAUACCUACCUCAGAGCUUACUGAUAGUGAUAUCAAAUUUGUUUCUUUCUUCUCAAGUUAUCAUUCGUGUAUUCCGAUUCCAUUUUCCUUAUUUCAUUUUUCUUCUUGCCAAUGCUGUGGUGUUCAAGAUCACAUUGAUCUAUUGGACUAUUUUUCGGUGUAUUUUUUUAUAUCAAAUAAUCAAACGGAAACUAAUAGUUGAUGGAACGUUUACCAUGAGACUCCGGUCAAUUAGCAAUUUUUGGUGUCUUUUCAUGAAACUCAGCCUGGCUAUUGGAUUGACGAGCUGUAUUUCGAGCUCGAAUCAGAAAUAUGUCGCAGGUAAAGGAAUCAUCUCACCUCCAUGCAUGCUUCCAGAUCCAGAGGCAGAAGCAGAUAUAGUUUUAGAGAUCGGAACACCUCUAGAGAUCUUUUGUACAUUAGAAUUGAAGGAUAUCAAUUCCUGGAAUCAAACCUCUAAAGACAUAAGAUUUCAUGAAGGAGAUCGUAUGGUGGACAACGAGUGCGUAACAUUAGUAAAUUCGACAACAGCCAGAUUACUCGUGGAAAAUUUAUCUGUUACUGUCAAAAAGAAGAUUUUCUAUUGCAUGCUCAGCUGGAGCGGCAGCAGUGGUGGUAAUCUAACAUCUAACGCAUCCGACAGCAGCUCAAAAACAUCAUUGACCAAUGAGCCUGAAACUCGAAUGGAACAGCUGAUCUGUUCAAAUUCUGUACUAAUCGGUAGCAAACCAAAAAAAGUAGUCAACUUUAAAUGUCUCGGUUACAAUUGGGAAGCGUUGGAUUGCUGGUGGCACGAGCCUAGUAACGGAAUCCAGACAGAUUAUUCGAUACAUUAUUCCAUUCCCAAAGAAGCUGGUAAAAAUGAAAUGUUCGGUUGUCCAACUGAUCAGAGUGAACCUGGUCACUGUCGGUGGACUAAGAAUACGUCUCCUCCUUAUAGAGAAAAUUUCGAAUUCGUGAACUUUUACAUUAAUGGCGAUAACCAAUUUGGAAACAUUACCCAAAUGUCCAGAUGGCAUCAUUACGCUCACGUUGUUCUCGCGCAACCGAGUAAUUUGACAUCUUUGAAUGCAACACCUCACAGUGUUUAUCUGCAAUGGCACAUUGGUUCUUGGAACGUGUCCAGUAUAGAUUUACUUUAUCGAGUCAAAUAUAAGCAGCCUUCUUCAAAGCAUUGGAAUGUAAUCUACUUUCACUCAAAAGAUGUAGAGAAACAAGAUGGUUACGUAAAAGUCAACAUAACCGGCAUAAAGUACCCGAAUAUGGAGUAUAAGUUCUUUGUAUACGUGAAAUUAUCCUUAUCCAUGAAAAAUCCUUGGUCUAAAGCAGCUUCUUUGCUGGUGAAAACUAGCCCAUGCGCACCCUACCGGUCACCUAAAACUGACACAGGUGGAUUUGAAAUUUAUGGUGAACGAUCAAAUUUCAGAAACAUGAUUCUUUAUUGGAAGCAAAUCCCCGCAGAAGAAUAUAAUGGUGAUAAUUUCGAGUACCAAAUAACUGUGUUUGAAAACGAUAUCAAAGUCGAUAUUAAGCCUAUUUCGAUGAAUAAUUUUUCGGCCAAAUUCUCUGAUCUCUCGUUCAACGCUUAUACAUUUUAUAUUAAAUCAGUAAACGAGAUUGGCUCAGCUCCUCGAUCUUCCAUCGUACAUGUACCCUCAAAACAUGAUAUCUUGCCUGUACCCUUCAUGAAUGAUAUAAUACGUUUUGGAGACAAUUUAAAGGAAAUUACAGUGUUAUCAGAUAUACGAGACGUAGAAUUCCAUCAUUACCAAAUCACAGUCACCAAUUUUACAUUAUUCUGGUGCAAAAGUCAUCACGGUGAUCCAAGUCCCUGUACUAACUUCUUCACAUGGAUCCAUCUACCAGUUGAUAUAUUGUGGGGCAAUUACGCUUUUAAGCAUAACUUGACCACCGAGCAGGACAUUGGUUAUCAAUUCGCUGUCAGUACAAAUUCACGCAACUCUAGCAGUGGCAUGGAAUGGAUUCUAUGCACUGGUAUUUACAACCAGGUAAAUAAAAUUCAAAAUAUUUGGAUUGGAACGGUUGGCUCGGAUUUUGUAGACAUACGAUGGCAGUUGGAAUGCGCCAAUCAUGUGAAAGGUUUUCAAGGCUACAACAUAUCAUAUUAUCCUAUCACUGAGAAUCACCCGCAAGAUACUGUCAAAUCUACAGCACAAUAUUUAGAAUAUUAUUAUGAGGGUACAAGCGUUCUUAAUGUUGAAAUUAAAGAUUUACUGUCAAAUACCCCUUACAAAUUUUCUGUGGCUAUUUUCACUGGUGAAUUAUUAGGACCGUGGAGUGAGUGGGUGUACGCACGUACACUGAACCUACCAUAGGGCAUACGUAUGGUCACUUGAGUGAAAUGGGGGUAGGCGAUUAUUCCAAAAUUACGAGUUCAAACGGCGUCCAGGACCCACGACCUUUCGUAAGGUACAGUUUAAUUGGUUGCCUAUCGAUAUUUUUGCAGAAUAAUUUUUACCGGGAAUUUAUUUAUUUCGGGUAUUCUUCCUGUGCUAGUUUCAUCACUUCAUCUUCGCAUUCUUAUUAGAAAAUGAAAGGAAAAUCUUCAACUUUUUCCCCCUGGAAUUCGGGUUACCAUUAUUCUCUUCUUCCCUGUCGAAGAAAUAAAACCCCACAAAAUACAUUUUUUUUAUUGACUACACACUCCUGAUUUGAUAUGAUUGAUCCUAAAAUAUUGCGAGGUAAACUAGAAAAUUAUGGUAUUAGAGGGGUGGCUUUGGACUGGACCACAUCCUUUCUCAAAAAUAGAACUCAAAUUGUUAAGACAGAAGAUAUAAAUGGAGAAUACCAUUUCUCUGAACAAUACCCAGUUGAGCAAGGAGUUCCACAAAUGUAUUUUUUCUGAUUUAUUACAAUUACCUAUGUUGCUUUUUUAUUUAUUUUUAUUAUUUUGGUUUCUAUUAUUUUCAUUGAAGGCGUCUAUUGCUGUACAUGGCACAUUCAUUUCAUUUUAUUUCAUAAUUAUUAUUUAUUUUAUUAUUCAUUUUUUUAUAUCUUUAUCAUUUCCUAUACACUGUUAGUACAUAAGUCGACUUUGUAAAUGCAGCAAUGCCUGCCUAUUGCAAAAAAUAAAGUUAAUUUGAUUUGAUUUGAUUUGAUUUGAUAAGAAGACUAGAACUACUCAAUAUACCACACAAGUUAUACACAUAGGUAACUUAGAAUUUUCAUACAUAACAUACUUAUUCAAAGAUGUAAAUGACUACGUACUAAUAAAACAUAAUUAGCAAACACCAUUAUUGUAACAAAAAAAAAAAAAAAAAAAAAAAAAAAAAAAAAGAAAAAGAAA